Cooperia oncophora is the source of this 213-nucleotide messenger RNA. Lineage: Eukaryota; Metazoa; Nematoda; Chromadorea; Rhabditida; Trichostrongylidae. The record is from the annotation of a GenBank genome assembly.
AUGAAGAUGGAGGGGACUCAAUCGCUGAAACUCGAAACAGACAACCUCGAUGUAGCGAAUCGGCUCAAGGAUGAGUACAAUAAGCAGUUGAAAAAGAACCAACAAAUGAUCAAGGAAUACCAGCAUGAUAGUGAAGAGGCUCGACAGAUGAAGGAAGAAAUUGCAUCGCAGCUGAGGGAUAUCGAGCGACGACUGAGGUAUUCUUGCAGUUAA